AAACCAAUCCCCCUCCCCCCCCCUGACCUCCGUCCAAACAACAACUCCUUCCUUGGAACUCUGUCGAAUCCAGGUCAGGGCUUCGUUGAUGUCCUUUCCAGCAAGUUUCUUCGCCCAAAGGACCACCUAGGAGAAGGUCAGAAGUCAGAAUCCUGCGCCUACUGCCCUACCAACCUACCUGGGAAGCCUUGGUACUGAUCGACAUCGGACGCCCUGCUGCGCGCUACCCGGCCAGCCUCUUCCCUCUCUCUGCCCUCCAGCUGAUCGAUCCUCCUUUGCACAUCAACUUUUCCACGGUCGUCGCUUUUUCGCCAACUCCUUCUUUUCGAUCCUGCAAUUCUCCCCAUCUCAUCGCAUCUUGUGCGUUCGAGCGUGUGUGUGUGCUUCCUGAUUCGUUCCCGGUGGUCUUUUCUCCGCGCGCGACCACGACAUCAUCGCCGUCACUUGCGCUUUAUCCGUUCGUUCCAACAAGGGCUUGUUACAAGAGAAGGCAUCACGCACAACAACCACAACGUCGCAGGGGACCUCCUCGUCCGACACCCGCUUAAGGGCGCAUUGCCUCUGAAGCCGACAUGGCGACAAAUGGCGCAGGCUCAAUAAGUCCUCCACAGUCCAUCGACAGGUCAGCACAACGUGGUGCGCCUGCACCUCCUCCCCUAGCUACCGCAUCUCCUCCUUCCAGACGAGAGUUGGCAUCAUGGUGGAAAAAGUUCCGAAAAACGACGGAAAAAACAGACGAGAAAGUUGAAAGCGGUCCUGGCAUCUUUGGCGUUCCGUUGGCCGACAGCAUUAGAUAUGCGAAUGUUGCAAUCUCGUUACAGAAUGAGAAUGGCGAAAGCUUCAUCUACGGCUACGUACCCAUUGUGGUAGCAAAAUGUGGUGUGUUUCUGAAAGAGAAAGCUACGGAUGUCGAGGGUAUCUUCAGACUGAGCGGUUCAGCGAAGCGAAUCAAAGAUCUCCAGACCGUGUUCAAUUCUCCUGACAGAUACGGAAAAGGACUGGACUGGACCGGUUACACUGUUCAUGACGCGGCCAAUAUACUCCGCCGCUAUCUCAAUCAGUUGCCUGAACCCAUUGUUCCUCUAGACUUCUACGAGCGAUUCCGAGAGCCCCUCCGAAAGACGCAGAUCCAAGGGCCAGAUGGCGAAAUGCAUCCCAGAGAUCUUAGCGUCAGCGAGCACAGCGCAGCCGUCUCUUCCUACCAGAAGCUCAUCACCGAAUUGCCACCUCUGAAUCGACAACUCCUCCUCUACAUCCUUGACUUGUUGGCAGUAUUUGCCUCCAAAUCAGAUCUCAACCGCAUGACUGCCGCCAAUCUAGCGGCCAUCUUCCAACCGGGCAUCAUCUCACAUCCUUCGCACGAUAUGGCUCCUCAAGAAUAUAGGCUCAGCCAAGAUGUUUUGAUAUUUUUGAUCGAGAAUCAAGAUAACUUCCUCAUUGGAAUGUCAGGAACGGCAGUUGAUGAGAAGACCCAAAAAGAUGUUGAAAGUGGCCCACCAUCAGUACGCUCUCCCAAGCCGGUUGGUAGAUCUACAUCCAACGCCAGUGCAGGCGCAGACAGUCUGAGAAAGUUCGGCGUGCGCCGAAAUGUAUCAGUGUCCUCCCGUGGUUCAAGAGAACGGAGCAGCCCAGGCGUCUCGAGUCCAGGCACACCUUCCGGAGUAACCUCUUUUGGAGGAGGCUCGGGCAUCUCUCGCAGCAAUACUGUCCCCUCCAAAAGGUCCCCAGCUAUCGCUUCUGGCAGAUUUCAACGCAUGAACGACGUUCCAGAUUCGAGUGUUCCUGCAGUCAGCUCACCAAUUGCAGGCCCAGGAACACCUCAAGCGAACUACGAGACCGGCGGCGAGUCGAAGUCUUCAAGUUUGGUAUCGAAUCAACCCGAUGAGACCAAUGUUAAAGUUGCACCAGUAGCUACCGAAGAUCCUACCACUCGACCACCUGAUUCGCAAACUCAGACAACUUCGAUUCCCCUGGCCACUCCUAGCCAACUUCAGCCUCUGCCAUCACCAUUAGCGACUCAGCAAGUCCUCACCAACGCACCGCCGACUGCAAACAAGGAUCGCAAAAUGCCGAACAUAUUCUCCAAAUCCCCCAUCUUCGGCCCUUCAGAUCCAUCUGGUAGACAGCCUAGAAAGCUUCAAAAGAGACAGAAAAUCCCUGGAGCCGUCAACGAAAGUGCACAGAGUUCGUCGAACUCCCUACAAGGAGAUGAUGCGGGGACGUUCCAUACCCCCCUCGUCUCUCCCGAUCUCAAUAGUGUACGUCAAGCCGAUCCACUGGCAGCACCGCAAGGUCCUGCUUUGACGAGCACAGCUGCAACCCCAGUCAACGAAACACCAGGACAAACGCCGUUUGGCGCGAACGACGAACAGAACCAAGUUUCCGGAUUAAGACCCCCUCCAAAAUCACCACCUGGUUCCACUCGAUCUCGCUCCUCCUUUACGGACCAUUCAGAACCCGAUGCAGGAGAAGACACGUCGACUCAGCCGGAGAAGGAGAAGCGUCGCAGCAAAUGGAGAUUCUCGUCGUCUGCCAAGAAGGGCGAAAACUCACCGUUGGCUCCUCCACCACCUGUUGGGCAAAACCAAGGUGCCCGAGGCAGCAAUAGUUCCCUCGGCAGUGCAAGUCGACCACGAAAGAGCUUUACCGGAGACUCUCAACAGACGCAGUCGGCCUCCCAAUAUGGUGAUGCACAGUAUGGAAGCGGACAGCAGUCGUUGAUGUAUUCGAGUCAAGAGUCGAACGAAGGACACAACGCAGAAGGGGAGAAGAAAGGUUUAUUCGGCAAGUGGAGAGCCAAGAUCUCUCAGACAAGAGAAGAGAGACAAGCCGAGAAGGAAAGAGCCAAGAGUCCACCAAGGAACGAACAUGGCGGCUCGAGAAGCAGCUUGAAUGCAUUCGCUCAGGAAAAUUUGGCACAGAGAGGCCGAUCGUUCGAUAGACCUCGUGAAGAAGCUUUGCCUGGUGUGGUUGAAAAGCCCGUUGCCGAGAGCCAAGCUCAAGACCCCAAGCCAGCGAUAGUGCCCGAGCAGGGAGGAAAAUGAAAAUCGAAAGCAAGAAUGGUAUUGACGACGUGAUGACCACUGUGAUUGUCUAUUGGAUGAUUCUGGCGGUGUUGGCCGCAUGGCGCUCAGGAUUUUUUUUUGCACAGGAACUGGACACAGUACGUAAAUCGGGGGAAAGACUCGGGAGGUUUUAAUAGUAUGGAAGUGAAUGUGUCCUGCAAAGUCUGGGAAAGACACAUCGGGUUUCACGAGGCAAAUGAGGCAAAACAAGUUGGGAGCAAGAACAACCUUGAAGCUAGAAGAAGCAUGUAUGAGAUGGAAGAACAGAUCUAAAUUGAUGAGAAUGUCACAGAGGCAAGUGACAUGUGCAAGCAUAAAAUGAUAUCCCUUGGUGACUAGUAAUCCGUCUCACAUGAG
Molecule: messenger RNA, 3422 nt
Organism: Exophiala oligosperma
Lineage: Eukaryota; Fungi; Ascomycota; Eurotiomycetes; Chaetothyriales; Herpotrichiellaceae
Exons: 3
Coding region: 573-3044 (823 amino acids)
Biological process (GO): regulation of fungal-type cell wall organization; signal transduction; activation of GTPase activity
Cellular component (GO): cell cortex
Molecular function (GO): GTPase activator activity
Source: RefSeq, a predicted model, not a curated record